This is a messenger RNA of Coffea eugenioides, 2399 nucleotides long. Its product is annotated as GTP cyclohydrolase 1. Gene Ontology annotation, cellular component: cytoplasm. Gene Ontology annotation, molecular function: GTP cyclohydrolase I activity; GTP binding; zinc ion binding. Lineage: Eukaryota; Viridiplantae; Streptophyta; Magnoliopsida; Gentianales; Rubiaceae. The record is from RefSeq and is a predicted model, not a curated record. The transcript is spliced from 2 exons. Gene Ontology annotation, biological process: tetrahydrofolate biosynthetic process; tetrahydrobiopterin biosynthetic process. Bases 505 to 1896 code for a protein of 463 amino acids.
CCCACAUUUCCGAUGAGGAAAAUUGCAAGUAUUUCUAGUGUAAGAUGAGGGAAAAAAAAAAUGAUAAUAUAGUACGAAUUUCUCAGUGCCUCUGGGCUUCCACACAUUCCAAUAUCAACGGCAACCCUACGUUUUUAUAUGGAGUAGCCGUGUAUUAGCGAUAGUUGCAAAAUAAGAUUUGUUAGCCAGCACAAAUCUCUCACCCCUGUCCUUUGUUUCUUCUCCUCAUCCCUCCCAACUCAAUAACAGCCCUACAAUCCCUUCUUCCUUUUUGUCUUUCCCUCCAUUUUUUCUCGCUGCCCUGCAAGAACUGCUAACCAUUUGAUUUGCUUUGAUUUUACUUGCUUUGAUCUGGGUUCGUUGUUUCUUUUGGCCAAAGUUUGAAUCUUUUGGGUGAAAUUUUUGUGGGUUUUGUUUAUUUAUCUGAAAAGUUUGGAACUUUGGAUUUGGAUUGGGCAGAAUCCUAAAUUGGUUUCGAGGUUGGGUUGUAGUGGUGGUGGGUCAAUGGGAGCUUUAGAUGAGGGGCAUUUCAAUGCAGAGCUAGAGAACGGAGUGAACCUUGAGGGAUGUGUUGAGCUGGGUUUAGAGGGAGGAGAACCUGAGACCCCUGCCAUUGAGGAUGCUGUCAGAGUCCUCUUGCAAGGUCUUGGUGAGGAUAUCAAUCGAGAAGGAAUCCGAAAGACUCCUCUCCGUGUGGCCAAGGCCCUCAGGGAAGGGACUAGAGGCUAUAGAGAAAAGGCAAAGGACGUUGUCCAUAGUGCGUUGUUUCCUGAGGUUGGAUUGGAUAAUAAAAUUGGGCAUGCUGGGGGAGCUGGUGGGCUUGUAAUAGUUCGAGAUCUAGAUCUCUUCUCCUACUGUGAGUCUUGCUUGCUUCCCUUCCAUAUAAAGUGUCAUGUGGGCUAUGUUCCAUCUGGACAAAGGGUUGUAGGUCUUAGCAAGUUCUCUCGAGUAGCUGAUGUUUUUGCAAAACGCCUCCAAGAUCCACAGCGUCUAGCAAAUGAAGUCUGUAAAGCCUUGCAGCAUGGUAUCAAACCAGCAGGUGUUGCUGUUGUACUCCAGUGCUCACACAUUCACUUUCCCAAAUUUGAGUCAGCCUUUCUUGAUUCAAACCAUGAAGGAUGGAUAAAGUUACUUGUAAGUUCGGGUUCUGGAGUGUUUGAAGAUGGGAAAGCUGAUGUUUGGGCCGACUUUCUCAGCCUCUUAAGGUUCAGAGGCAUAAACACAGUGAAUAUACAUGCUAAUGGCUCUGACCAGUGUUGGUGCCCAUCUCAUUCUUUUACAAAGAUAGCUCCAGCCAAUUCAGCAAUGAUGAGUGCUGUAGCUUCAAUUCUUCGGUCUCUUGGUGAAGACCCAUCAAGAAAAGAGCUUAUAGGAACCCCUGCUCGCUUUGUGACCUGGCUGAUGAACUUUCAAAAUUGUAAUUUGGAGAUGAAGCUGAAUGGGUUAGUUCGAAAUCAAAGAGAUUCCAUGAAGCCUGAUGGCGAUAUCAGCUUUGGUGAAGAACAUUUCUGUUCGGAGCUGAAUUUGCCAUUCUGGUCCCAGUGUGAACACCAUCUACUUCCUUUUCAUGGUGUUGUGCAUAUAGGCUAUUAUUGUGCUGCGGGUGGCGUUCCAAUUGGAAGAUCCUUGUUACAGUCAAUAGUACAUUUCUAUGGCUUCAAACUCCAAGUACAAGAGAGGCUCACCAGGCAAAUUGCUGAAACUGCGUCAUCCCUUUUGGGUGAAGAUGUAAUGGUGGUGGUGGAAGCUAACCACACUUGUAUGAUCUCUAGAGGAAUUGAAAAGUCUGGCAGCAAUACUGCUACAAUUGCUGUCUUGGGCCAAUUUUCAACCGACUCUACUGCAAGGGCUAAAUUUUUGCACAGCAUUCCAAACUCUUGUCAAUCUGGAUUAUGAUUGCCAGACGCUGGAAAUGUGGUAUUCUUGUCACGUAUAGUUCCAUUAUAUGCCUGUAGUAGAUGGACGCCAAUAAUAGUUGAGUAGGCCUUUGCUUUUCCGCUUCUCAGGCAUGGGGUGGAAAAUCUGCAUGCAUAUUCAUUCUCAGUAAAACAACUCUUGGAGGUUUUUUUUUUCUUGGAGCGAGUGUUGGGAGUUUCAGUUGGUCCUGAAGUUCCCGUGAGGCUGCAGAGUUUCAGUGCAGGCGCCUUAACAGCAUUUGUUUCUUUUCUCCACCUUUUAGUUUUUGGAGGAGACUCUUUCACACGCGAAGGCUUCCUAUUUUUGUUUUUCCUUUUCCCUUUUUUAAAACUUUAUAUUUACCUUCAUCUGUAACAGAAAUGUGGCCUUGUGGCCUCUAAUGUACCAGUGACUGUUGUCACUCCAGUUUUUGACCAAUAUCCAAAUAUCCUCCCACUUUUCUUUUAUACAUUUAAUGAAGUUUCGCCUUGCGUUGCAUCCUC